CGGCGUCUGGACCCCAGGCAGCCCCAGAGAACCGAAGCCAGAGAAAGAAGACUGGGGCCAAGACGACUGGUGGGGGCUUGGAUGCCUGGCUUUCUCUGAGGACAUCUUUGGAGCGAGGGUGGCUUUGGGGUGGGGGAUUGUGCUGCAGGGAAUCCAGCCAGGCCCCAAGAUGGACACUUCUGGGCACUUCCAUGACUCGGGGGUGGGGGACCUGGAUGAAGACCCCAAGUGUCCCUGUCCAUCCUCUGGGGACGAGCAGCAGCAGCAGCAGCCGGCAGCGGCCCCCCAGCAGCCCCCGGGACCCCAGGUGCCGCCUCAGCCCGCGCAGCUCCAGCAGCCGCCGCCGCCGCCACCGCAUCCCUUGUCUCUGCUCGCCCAACUCCAGAGCCAGCCCGUGCAGCCCGGCCUGCUGCACUCCUCUCCCACGACGCUCAGGGGCCCCCCUUCGGCCAACUCCACCGCCGUCCUCCACCCUUCCUCCAGGCAGGGCAGCCAGCUCAAUGUCAAUGACCACUUGCUUGGCCACUCUCCAAGCUCCACAGCCACAAGUGGGCCUGGUGGAGGCAGCCGGCACCGGCAGGCCAGCCCCCUGGUGCACCGGCGGGACAGCAACCCCUUCACGGAGAUCGCCAUGAGCUCCUGCAAGUACAGUGGUGGGGUCAUGAAACCGCUCAGCCGGCUCAGUGCCUCCCGGAGGAACCUCAUUGAGGCAGAGCCUGAAGGCCAGCCCCUCCAGCUCUUCAGCCCCAGCAACCCCCCAGAGAUCAUCGUCUCCUCCCGGGAGGACAACCAUGCCCACCAGACCCUGCUCCACCACCCCAACGCCACCCACAACCACCAGCACGCCGGCACCACCCCCAGCAGCACCACCUUCCCCAAAGCCAACAAGCGGAAAAACCAGAACAUUGGCUAUAAGCUGGGACACAGGAGGGCCCUGUUUGAAAAGAGGAAGCGGCUCAGUGACUAUGCUCUGAUUUUUGGGAUGUUUGGAAUUGUUGUUAUGGUGAUAGAGACCGAGCUCUCUUGGGGUUUGUACUCAAAGGAUUCCAUGUUUUCGUUGGCCCUGAAAUGCCUUAUCAGUCUGUCUACCAUCAUCCUUUUGGGUUUGAUCAUCGCCUACCACACACGGGAGGUCCAGCUCUUCGUGAUCGACAACGGCGCGGACGACUGGCGGAUCGCCAUGACGUACGAGCGUAUCUUGCACAUCGGCCUGGAGAUGCUGGUGUGCGCCAUCCACCCCAUCCCCGGCGAGUACAAGUUCUUCUGGACGGCGCGCCUGGCCUUCUCCUACACGCCGUCGCGGGCGGAGGCCGACGUGGACAUCAUCCUGUCCAUCCCCAUGUUCCUGCGUCUGUACCUGAUCGCGCGCGUCAUGCUGCUGCAUAGCAAGCUGUUCACCGACGCGUCGUCGCGCAGCAUCGGAGCGCUCAACAAGAUCAACUUCAACACGCGCUUCGUCAUGAAGACGCUCAUGACCAUCUGCCCCGGCACGGUGCUGCUGGUGUUCAGCAUCUCGCUGUGGAUCAUCGCCGCCUGGACCGUCCGCGUCUGCGAGAGGUACCACGACCAGCAGGACGUCACCAGUAACUUCUUGGGCGCCAUGUGGCUCAUCUCCAUCACAUUCCUGUCCAUCGGGUACGGGGACAUGGUGCCCCACACGUACUGUGGGAAAGGCGUCUGUCUGCUCACGGGCAUCAUGGGUGCGGGCUGCACUGCCCUCGUGGUGGCCGUGGUGGCCCGAAAGCUGGAGCUCACCAAGGCGGAGAAGCACGUCCACAACUUCAUGAUGGACACGCAGCUCACCAAGCGGGCUGAGGAGCGUCAAGAUGGAGCAGAGGAAGCUGAGCGACCAAGCCAACACCCUGGUGGACCUUUCCAAGAUGCAGAAUGUCAUGUACGACCUGAUCACAGAGCUCAACGAUCGGAGCGAGGACCUGGAGAAGCAGAUCGGCAGCCUGGAGUCCAAGCUGGAACACCUGGCCGCGGGCUUCAGCUCCCUGCCCCUCCUCAUCGCCGACGCCCUGCGCCAGCAGCAGCAGCUCCUGUCCGCCAUCGCCGAGGCCCGGGCCGGUGCCGCGGGCACCACCCACACGCCCCCAGCCUCCGACAGCCCCCUCGGGGUACCUCUACUUGCGAGCAGGAAGAGGAGGUGACGGACGUGGCGCCCCCGGCAGCGCCCUUGCGGCAGACCUGGUGCAGAGCAGAAAUCCACGCUCCAUCUCAGAGUGGUGCUCCCGUGACAGCGCAGCCGACCCGAUAAACAGAUGUGCACGCAGAUGAGAUGACUGCAGUGUCUUUGUGGCCAGAGUUCCGUCUCACAAGGUGGAGACCACAGACAGGUUGUCCUGCACAUGCCAGCCCUGGUCACUGACCCCCAGCCCCCCCAUUCCCUCUUGUACACCCUUCCGUUCCUCUGUAACUGUGACGUGUGUCCACACGUGUGCACACACUGACACAUAGAGGGAUUUAGUCUUAACCUCAAGUGAACGACAUGCGAGAUGGCUCUGCCACCCCCCACCCAUUGACCCGCCCAGGUCUGUGGAUAAUUCUGUAAUCCCUCAUUCAUGCUGUGCACCUAAGUGAACCCCAAAGACUGGGCGAGCAGCCCUGGUAAAGGGGGGGCUGGAAUGCUGUCCAGCAGCAGCGGCCACUGGCACCCCAGGAACACGUGGACAUUUGUGGCACGACUUGGCCUAUUGGUAGUGCAGUAGUGGGGUGUGGUUUCUUUCCGUGGCAAAAGAAUACUUAAUCUUCAAAAAACGGUGAUCAUAUCUGCUUCUUGAUCUUGCGGUGGUGACUGGGAGGCUGCUUCCCUGUACCAGUGUUUCAGCUCUAUGUGGGGAAGUUACCCAGUCUCCCGUGAGUGCAGUCAACCCCGAUGACCUCAGUAUUGAUUAUCUGAAGUGUAGACCCCUCCGGGUUUUCUCCCUACAGCCCAUCUUUCGGCUAAUUCCGCUGUGCCUCAGCAUCGCAGUCAGAUGGGAAAAGGCGGCAGGUGCCUUCUUGUUCCUUAUUCUCAGAUCUGGUGGUGGGGGUGGUUUCAUUAGCUGCUCGAGCUUUGGCCAUCUGUAAAAACUAUUCAUUACAAUAACCUCACUCUAAUACUGAACCGACUGAGUUCUGCCCAGUUCUGAGGGCUGACCCAGUGGCAGUAACCCCGCUAUGACUUUUCUGAUAACUUAGUGACAGGUAGAAUGCCCUAAUAGUCCCCGAAAUAUCUAGACACUUGAAUAAAUACUACAGAGCCACCCCUCACCGCGUAAGCCAUACUCCAGCCUCGCGUACUGUAAAGUCAGGGAUGUACUGUGAUACUUUAAGACCACUGGUCUCCGUGGGAUUUCAGGACGUAGCAUCAGUUGGUAAAUUAUACCAGACUAGGGACUUCCUCCUCCUUAGACCGAAGUCCCAACACAAAUCUGCACGUUUGGGUCGAAGGCCACGUCUGUCUGAUCAAUAAAUUGUCAUGAAGUGUCUGAACUGCUCUCGCCCUGCCCCUCACAUGCAGCUUCAUGGCAGCACAUCUCUAAGGCCGCUUCGUGCGAUGCAGGGGAGCAAGAGGGUGAUGCCCUGGGGCACUGCUGACCCCUGGCCUCAGCAGGUGCUGGUGACGUAGCAGCAAGCUCAUACAGCAGGAGGCAUGGAGGACCCAGGUGCCAGCAAAUUCCCAGCGAACACCUGCUGCUCUCUCUAUUUAUUAGAGGCCGGGAGGGAGCAGCAGUGAAGAAAUCAGGUUGUCAUGUGUUUGAGGAUUUCCCCCUUAGAUUUCCAGUGAUUUCCAUGUGAGUAAAGGAAGGAAAAGGAAGGAAGUUAGAGACACAGAAUCGAGCAAAUUAGCUCUAAGGCUGACCCACGUCUUUGGCCAAUUAGUGUAACCGCCUCAUACCUCAGUUUCUCCGUGCAUAGAAUGAAGACGACAGUUAAUGUCCUUGCAGUCAACAGCAGCCAGGCUGCGUUCCCGUCCCACACCCUCGGGUAGUGCAUCGGAAUGUCCUCAACAGUUACCACAAAGUGAUUAUCCCGUGUCAGCUACGUAGUGAACGCAGCAGGGAGAAAUGCGGGACUGGCACAUAGGACCGCUCUCCUCCUUUAGGGUGCCCCUCCCCCAGCAGUGCACCCCAAAUUAGGAAUCAGUGUUUCAUCCCAGAACAAAUGGUGUUACUCUCACAGCCGAGACACUAGGAAGUCAUUGCACUACCAGUAGGUUACUGCUCUUUAAGUUACUGCUUUUAAAUCCUCAGAUACGUCCCUAGUUCUAGAGUCUUUCUACUUCCCUGAAAGUUGUUUCAAAGCAGAGUAAGGAUCCGUUAGUGGCCACCGUGCCGCCCCCGUGGACUCGGCGACAGCACUGGGUUUCAGUACCUUAGACAGCUGUCUGGGGGGGGGGCGUCUCCCGGUCGGCGUGGGGCACCCCCCCACCCUAGUCGGCCAGCGUUGCCAUGCCCUGGACACUAUCCCUUCUUCCUCUGCUGCUGCCAAAGUAGGCGUGGAGUGGGAAUGGGGCCAUCGAUGCCACCAAGAAGGGGUGUCCCAGGGACUGUGGCGUGGACUGCCGGCCCCUGUCGGUGAGUAUAGGUGAGUGCCCGUCGUCCGGAACGCUUGUGCCAGGCUGCAUGAGUACACGUUAACACUAAACUCCUGUCAGACAAGUCAUGUGUAGGUUUUGUACCAAAAUAGACGGAAGCUUCUUCCAGAGCACUCAGUGCAGUGGUGUACAAACGUACACAGGUCGAGAAAACCAGUAGCUGUGAUCUGUUUUUUUCACACCAGUACUGGAAACGCCCAGACAUGAACUGGAGUCCCUUCUGAACAAAACCAUUAUCAAAGCUUCAACGUAUGACCUCUGAAUCUAGGUGCCAAGUGCUGUGCUGAUAGCUGUUUACACGCCUGAGAAGCGCAUUCUGGAAGCUGUACCUUGGGCUUGGACCGUGUGUUCAAACAAAAGGAAUGUUGUGACCAACCAAGCUGAUGGAGGAAAAGCACAAAAUUCAACACCAACCCGUAGUUAGGAUCCCAAAGAAAUGCUGAAUUUAUAGCCAAAAAAAAAAGAAAGAAAGAAAAAGAAAUCAGUGACAAAUCAAAUACAAAUCUGCCUGGAACAGCCAACGUGCAGGUUACCAGGGGAAGGACAGGACAUCGAUGACAUUUUCCAGCUGUGUCACAGGGUCUCAACCAGGACUGAUCCAACUUCAUCAGACAUUUUAGCGGCCCGACGACUCACUUUGGUCCCAGACUCCACGUUCUGCGCCGAGCAGAAGAGAACAGGAGAGAGAGUACAUUUCCAUGGUGAACUCGUAAACUGAAGUGUGUGUGUUCAGAAUCACGUGAGCUUCGAUGUGAAUUUGCGUCUUGCCUCUGGACUGCUUGCUAUUUUUUAAUGAUAGGAGAAAGCAUAACAGUUUAUUUUAAAUAUGAAAUAUAUUGCUAUAUUAUAAAAUAUAUUGUAACUUUCACUGAACAUUUUGUAUCCAGCUAGUCCUGCGCAGGCCCAGUGCCGCCUGCUCUCCGACGGCUGUUUCUGAGUACAUAUCACCGCGCGGCUGCGGACACCCAGACCCAGGAGCUCAGCUCCACAGCUGCCGUAUUCUAAUUCCCUAAGACCUGCCCGUUAGAGACUAAAGAACCUUGUUCCCAACGUAGCAGAAUACUUGUACCAGAAACUCUGUCAAGCCAUUUCAGAGGAGAUUUUAAAGCCAUGGCUCCCUUAGUGGCCGCCGAGCCGUUUAAUCCAUGUGCAACUUCUUCCCAUGCAAAUGCCAGGGCCCCGUUAGGCAAGCGGUAGGAGCCUCAAACUGAGCUGCCCGGUUUCCCUUUGGGAAUGUCAAACUUGGGCGUAAGGAAGAGCCUUGUUCUCCUGUGACACAAGACUCAAAAUUCUAGGCCCUAGGCGUUUGUCUCUGCCAGAGUCAAACCAGAAUGGGAGCCUCACUUAUGCAGGCCCAGGGAGUGAGACCCCAGGGUGCGAAUGAGCUCUUCUCAGCUGGCGGGACCCUGGAGGAAGCAGGCUUGCCCGUGUUUAUCCACCACCUAGAAGGGACCACAGCUCCUGGGCGAGUGAGGGAGGCAGCAGGACACGCACAGCAAGACCCAGCAAGGUGCUGGGCUUCCCUUUCUGCUUCCUUAGCAGGGAGGAAAGGAACUCCUGCCACGGUGUUACCUUCAGUGGCAGAAUUGGGGGAAGUUCUCUGCUUGAGCGACUCAUGCACUCCACUCCCUCCUUGUCGGAAUUGCAGUUUUGCAGUUGAGACGCAUGUAGAAUUUCUCACUUCCCUCCUCUGAAUGACAGAGGGACUAUUUCUAGAUGAAAACAGGAUGUGUUUCAUUACAGAACAAAGGUUUUCUAGAAUCAGUGGUCCCCUUGUGUGUUAGCAUCACUCUGGGCUGAUAUUGCUCCGGUGGAAACCUGGGAGCAUCAGGGCACCUGAGCUUGUGUCUCUUCCCUUCUCAAACUGGGAGGUCACAUGGCUAGACUGAGAGAGCAAGACAACAGGCUUUCUCCCGGGGAGGGCUGGGAUCCUGUCGAACUCUGGUACUGGUUACUCUGAAGGAGAACUAUGCGGACACCCAGCUCUGGUCUGCCUGUGUAGCUGGGAGCUCAGUUGCACACACAGUUUACUUUUAUUGAACCAAGUGCUCUCAGCAUCUGCUAGUCCCCAAUUACAUGUAAGGCCGGGUUCCAUUAAAGCCAUCAGAACUCCAGGCCACCUGUUUUUAGCAGGUUACUCACUUGCUGGUAAUGGAAAUUAGUUUAUGCUCAAUUUUAUAAUUAACUGAUGAAUGUACUGGUGGUAAUUGAUUUGUCUCCUAAUACUUUUCUGCUACAAAAUAGAACUGUCUCCUUUGGCUUUUUCUUCCAGCACUUCUCAGACUAAGAACUUUUUCAUUUAUAGAGAGCAAAUAUAUUCGGAUUUUCCCCCUCGAAGUUAUUAUUCAGUCUAGAUCAGAAAACCAAUGCAAAUUCCUCAUUUGGGGAAAGCAGACCUCUAGAUGGUAGUUCAGGUAAACGGCCAUACACUAACCGUUGCUAUUCAAAGUGCGGUCUACAGACCAGCGCCGUCAGCAUCACCUGGGAACUUAGAAACGCAGACUCUUGGGCCCCAUGCCAGACCUGCUUAAUCCAAUCAGGCAUUUUAACAAGAUCCCCAAGUGAUCUGUAUACACAUUAAAUAUUGAAAAGCUCUGGCCUCACCACACAGCAAUGGUAACCAACAUCAUUAAUAGCUGGAAAAUUAAACCAUUUGUUCUUUGACCCUCAUUUACAGAAUUACUUGAUGAAGUAAAGUCCUGUAUGACCAUAAGGAUAAAAACAAAUGCACCUUAACAUUUCUAUUCGAGGUCAUAGAACAUGGCUGGUGUACAAAGGAGGGCGGCCUUUUUCCAGUCUGAUUUGUAAAAAGCUUGCUUUGUAGCCUUGAGCUGCUUCCAAGUCCCCUUUUUAGGUUUCUGGGUUUAGCCUAUGCUGGCAGGGCCAUUGGAAUAUCAGGCGGCCCCCCAGGCAGGUCCCCCUGGAAGGGUACCCAGUCCCUGCUUGGCACAGGACAGAAAUAGCAGCAUCUGGGCUCCUUCCUUGAGAAAUUCAGCAUCCCCCCAAUGAGGACUCGCCUCCCGAGGAAAAUUAGCAAGAGAAGUUCCUUUAACCAUCUAGAGACAUUCCUAAUCUCUUUUCAAACCAGUCCUCUUAAUCAUGACCCCAACCAGGGACACUCCAAGGUGAGCAAGGAAAAAUGUGGAUUGUGGAUUGUGGAAAAAUGUGGAUUGGCACCACAAAUCGAUAUGUACCCAGAAACAGUUAUGUUCUAAAUUAAUGGCUUUAACCUGUUCAUUGUAAAAAGUGCCUUGGACUUCGAUCUAAAGAGGUCAGUAUAAAUAUGUGUGUGUGUGUGACGUAUGUAAGCAAAUAUUUACAUAUUUAUACGUACAUAGGUGCACACACAUGUACCCGCACAUUCAUAUACCAUAUACAUAUACAUAUAUAAACGCUUCAUAAUAUGUCCUGUUGCUAUUCGCACCCCAUUUAUUUUGUCUGGUCUUAUGUUAUUUGUUUAGUGACACCUUUACAUAGAGAGGUUCUAUUCAGGACAUUGAUGUAUUUUUUUGUUUGUUUUUUUACUUUUUAUUAAAAAGGUAAAGGAUAUUAAAAAAAAAAAAAAGUCAAGUGCCUGAAGGUUUUGAAUGGAAUUGUGGUAAAUUUUCUCAGGUCACCAAAGAGGAAACUGAUCUUUCCUUUUGAAAAUACUUUUCUGCUGCAGUGACUUUUGUUUUCCCUCAGUGGGAGUUGAUAAAUACC
Molecule: messenger RNA, 8284 nt
Organism: Ailuropoda melanoleuca (giant panda)
Lineage: Eukaryota; Metazoa; Chordata; Mammalia; Carnivora; Ursidae
Gene: KCNN3
Product: potassium calcium-activated channel subfamily N member 3
Exons: 9
Coding region: 170-2260 (696 amino acids)
Biological process (GO): potassium ion transport
Cellular component (GO): membrane
Molecular function (GO): calmodulin binding; small conductance calcium-activated potassium channel activity
Source: RefSeq, a predicted model, not a curated record